This is a messenger RNA of Sporothrix brasiliensis 5110, 6906 nucleotides long. Its product is annotated as acetyl-CoA carboxylase. The record is from RefSeq and is a predicted model, not a curated record. Gene Ontology annotation, molecular function: ATP binding; metal ion binding; acetyl-CoA carboxylase activity. Bases 1 to 6906 code for a protein of 2301 amino acids. The transcript has 3 exons. Lineage: Eukaryota; Fungi; Ascomycota; Sordariomycetes; Ophiostomatales; Ophiostomataceae. Gene Ontology annotation, biological process: fatty acid biosynthetic process.
AUGACAGAACUCAAUGGCCACAGCGCCAAGCACGGCGUCACCGUUAAGGCGAAUGGGGCUGCGGCGCCGACUGCUAAUGGCAAAGCCUCAUAUGCCUCCAAGCACAAGUUGGCCGACCACUUCAUCGGCGGCAACAAGCUUGAGAAUGCACCAGAAUCCAAGGUCAAGGAUUUUGUUGCGUCGCACGACGGCCACACCGUCAUCACAAAUGUCCUGAUCGCCAACAACGGCAUUGCUGCCGUCAAGGAGAUCCGUUCCGUCCGGAAAUGGGCGUACGAGACAUUCGAUGACGAGCGUGCGAUCCAGUUUACCGUUAUGGCGACCCCCGAAGAUCUUCAGGCCAACGCCGACUACAUCCGAAUGGCCGACCACUACGUCGAGGUUCCCGGUGGCACCAACAACCACAACUACGCAAACGUUGAGCUGAUUGUUGAUGUCGCCGAGCGGAUGAAUGUUCACGCUGUGUGGGCUGGCUGGGGCCACGCGUCCGAAAACCCUGCCCUCCCAGAGUCUCUCGCUGCCUCCCCGAAAAAGAUUGUUUUCAUCGGCCCCCCGGGAUCCGCCAUGCGUUCGCUCGGUGACAAGAUUUCGUCUACAAUUGUGGCCCAGCACGCCAACGUGCCCUGCAUUCCAUGGUCGGGCACCGGUGUUGACACUGUCGAGAAGGAUGCAGAUGGCAUUGUCACGGUGUCUGACGAGGUUUACAAGAAGGGCUGCGUCGAGUCGUGGCAGGAGGGUCUUGAGCGUGCAAAGGAGAUUGGCUUCCCCGUCAUGAUCAAGGCUUCCGAGGGUGGUGGUGGCAAGGGCAUCCGCAAAGCCAUCAGCGAGGACGGCUUUGAGCAGCUCUACAAGGCCGCUGCCAGCGAAAUUCCUGGCUCGCCCAUCUUCAUCAUGAAGCUCGCAGGCAACGCCCGCCAUCUGGAGGUCCAGCUCCUUGCUGACCAGUACGGCAACAACAUCUCCCUCUUCGGCCGUGACUGCUCCGUCCAGCGCCGCCACCAGAAAAUUAUUGAGGAGGCACCUGUCACGAUCGCCAAGCAGCCCACGUUCCGCGCAAUGGAGGAGGCUGCUGUCCGUCUGGGCAAGCUCGUCGGCUAUGUCUCGGCUGGUACCGUUGAGUACCUGUACUCGCACGCCGACGACCAGUUCUACUUCCUUGAGCUGAAUCCCCGACUCCAGGUCGAGCAUCCUACCACCGAGAUGGUCAGCGGUGUCAACUUGCCCGCUGCCCAGCUCCAGGUUGCCAUGGGCAUCCCGCUCCACCGCAUUAGCGACAUUCGUCUUCUGUACGGCGUCGACCCCAAGACCACUACGGAGAUCGAUUUCGAGUUCAAGAACGAAGGCAGCGACAAGAUGCAGCGCCGCCCGACACCCAAGGGCCACACCACGGCCUGCCGUAUCACUUCUGAGGAUCCCGGCGAGGGUUUUAAGCCUUCCAACGGCGUGCUGCAUGACCUGAACUUCCGGAGUAGCUCCAACGUGUGGGGUUACUUCUCUGUCGGUACUGCUGGUGGUAUCCAUAGUUUCUCCGACUCCCAGUUCGGUCACAUUUUUGCCUACGGCGAGAACCGUUCUGCAUCCCGGAAGCACAUGGUCGUCGCACUCAAGGAGUUGAGCAUUCGCGGUGACUUCCGCACCACUGUCGAGUACCUCAUCAAGCUCCUCGAGACCGAGGCAUUCGAGGAGAACACCAUCACCACUGGCUGGCUAGACGAGCUAAUCUCCAACAAGCUGACCGCCGAGCGCCCCGACCCUGUUCUCGCUGUCGUGUGCGGUGCUGCUACUAAGGCCAACCUGGCCAGCGAAGCAUGCAUUGCGGAAUAUCGAGCUGGCCUUGAGAAGGGUCAGGUGCCCUCCAAGGACAUUCUCAAGACGGUGUUCCCGGUCGACUUCAUCUACGAGGGCUUCCGGUACAAGUUUACCGUCACGCGCUCCAGCGCUGACAGCUACACUCUUUUCAUCAAUGGCUCCAAGUGCUCCGUUGGUGUCCGCACUCUCAGUGAUGGUGGUCUGCUGAUCCUCGUCAAUGGACGCAGUCACAACGUCUAUUGGAAGGAGGAGGUCGCUGCCACGCGUCUGUCUGUUGACGGCAAGACUUGUCUGCUCGAGCAGGAGAACGACCCCACGCAGCUGCGGACGCCCAGUCCUGGUAAGCUUGUCAAGUUUACCGUUGAGAGCGGCGCGCACGUCAAAGCUGGCCAAACGUAUGCCGAGGUCGAGGUCAUGAAGAUGUACAUGCCCCUUGUCACCCUAGAGGACGGCAUUGUGCAGUUCAUUAAGCAGCCCGGCUCUACCCUGGAGGCUGGUGACAUCCUCGGUAUCCUUGCUCUGGACGAUCCCAGCCGUGUCAAGCAGGCGCAGCCCUUCCUUGAGAAGCUGCCCGAUCUUGGCUCGCCCGUUAUUGUCGGUCAGAAGUCGUCGCAGCGUUUCUCCUUGCUGUACAGCACGCUCAAGAACAUUCUCCGCGGCUACGACAACCAGACCAUCAUGGCGCAAACUCUGCACGACAUGAUCAAGGUCUUGCGCGAUCCCGAUUUGCCGUUCAGUGAGUGGAAUGCUCAGUUCUCGGCUCUUCAUGCCCGUAUGCCGCAGAAGCUGGAUGCCCAGUUCACCCAGAUCGUGGAGCGCUCCAAGUCUCGCUCCGAGUUCCCCGCCAAGAACCUGCUCCGCACGUUCCACAAGUUCAUUGAGGACCACGUUGCCGCCGAAGACGCUGGCUUGCUCCGUACAACUCUGGCCCCUCUCACCGACGUCCUCAACCUGUACAUUGAGGGAUCAAAGGUUCGCGAGUUGAACGUAAUUCUUGACCUGCUCAACACCUACGCCGACACUGAGCGCCUCUUCUCUGGCCGCCGGUCCCAGGACGAGGAAGUCAUUCUUAAGCUGCGUGACGCCAACAAGGACGACAUCAACAAGGUUGUGGAGACCGUCCUGUCCCACAGCCGUGUUGGAUCCAAGAACAGCCUCGUUCUCGCUCUUCUUGAUGAGUACCGUCCCAACAAGCCUGGAGUCGGCAACGUCGCUCGGUACCUCAAGUCGGCUCUCCGGAAGCUGGCUGAGCUUGAGUCGCGUCAGACCUCAAAGGUUUCGCUUAAGGCCCGCGAGAUCCUUAUCCAGUGCGCUCUGCCCUCUCUGGAGGAGCGUCAGUCCCAGAUGGAGCUGAUUCUCAAGUCUUCCGUCGUCGACUCUCGCUACGGUGAAUCUGGCUGGGAGCACCGCCAACCCAACCUGGAUGUCAUCAAGGACGUCGUUGACUCCAAGUACACCGUUUUCGAUGUCCUGCCCAUGUUCUUUGGCCACGAAGACCCGUGGGUUUCCAUCGCCGCCCUGGAGGUGUACGUCCGUCGCUCUUACCGUGCGUACGUUCUGAAGCAGAUCGAGUACCAUAGUGACGAGAGCGACACGCCUCAGUUCAUUACCUGGGACUUUGCGCUGCGUAAGAUCGGCCAAUCCGAGUUCGGCCUGCCCAUCCAGUCGGCGGCUCCUUCGUCUCCCGCGACACCGACCGAGUUUGGUUUCAAGCGCAUCAGCUCUAUCAGCGAUAUGUCGUACCUGUCUAGGAAGACGGAAGAGGAGCCGACUCGCAAGGGUGUCAUCAUCCCUUGCCGCUACGUUGACGAUGCUGAGGAACUGCUGUCCAAGGCGCUCGACACGCUGCCCGUUGCGUCUAAGCAGCGCCCGCCUCUCCGCCCCACGGGCUCGAGCACUCUCCUCCCUGUGCUCGAAGGUCGUCGCCGCCCGGCGCCGCCUCGCCUUGAGACCGCAGACGAACUGUCGGCCGUCGUUAACGUCGCCAUCCGUGACUCUGAGGGCCGCGACGACCAGGAGAUCUUGAGCAUCAUUAAGCCCAUUGUCGAGGACGUCAAGGAUAACCUUCUGGCCCGCCAUGUCCGCCGUAUCACCUUCAUUUUUGGCCGACAGGAUGCUUCCAACCCCGGUUACUACACGUUCCGCGGUCCAGACUACGAGGAAGAUGACAGCAUUCGCCACAGCGAGCCUGCCUUGGCCUUCCAACUGGAGCUCGCUCGUCUCUCGAAGUUCAAGAUUCGCCCUGUGUUCACGGAGAAUAAGAACAUUCACGUGUACGAGGCCAUUGGCAAGGGUGUUGAGACUGACAAGCGCUACUUCACGCGCGCUGUCAUCCGCCCUGGUCGCCUUCGGGACGAGAUCCCUACUGCCGAGUACCUCAGCUCUGAGGCUGAUCGCGUCAUCAACGACAUCUUUGACGCACUUGAGAUCAUUGGCAACAACAACUCGGAUCUGAACCACAUGUUCCUGAACUUCACGCCCGUUUUCCAGCUGCGCCCCGAGGAGGUUGAGCAGUCUCUGCAGGGCUUCUUGGACCGCUUCGGUCCGCGUGGCUGGCGCCUUCGUGUUGCGCAGGUGGAGAUUCGCAUCAUUUGCACCGACCCGGAGACUGGGAUGCCGUAUCCCCUGCGUGUCCUGAUCACGAAUACCUCUGGCUAUGUUAUCCAGGUCGAGAUCUACGCGGAGCGGAAGUCUGAGAAGGGCGACUGGGUGUUCCACUCCAUCACAGGCACCACUAAGAUAGGAUCGAUGCACCUGCUUCCUGUGUCGACCCCGUACCCGACCAAGAACUGGCUGCAACCUAAGCGCUACAAGGCCCAUCUGAUGGGUACGCAGUACGUGUACGAUUUCCCCGAGGUGUUCCGCCAGGCAGUCCAGAACAGCUGGGUCAAGGCUGUGAAGCAAAACCCCGCGCUGGCCGACAAGCAGCCACCGGUUGGCGAAUGUAUCGACAUGUCCGAGCUUGUUCUUGACGACCACGACAACCUGGCUGAAGUUUCGCGCGACGCGGGCAUGAACACCUGCGGCAUGGUCGGCUGGCUUAUCACAGCCCGCACGCCCGAGUACCCGAGAGGCCGCCAGUUUAUCAUUGUGGCCAACGACAUCACGUACAACAUUGGCUCGUUUGGUCCCAAGGAGGACGGUUUCUUCAACAAGUGCACGGAGUAUGCUCGCAAGCUGGGCAUCCCGCGCAUCUACUUGUCUGCCAACUCGGGUGCCCGCCUGGGUCUCGCCAACGAGCUGAUGCCGUACUUCAAGGUUGCUUGGAACAACCCCGCCAAGCCAGAGCUGGGCUUCAAGUACCUGUACCUGGACGACGCGGCCAAGAAGCAGUUUAACGACAGCGUCAUUACAGAGGAGGUAUCAGAGCAUGGUGAGAAGCACCACAAGAUUGUCACGAUUGUCGGUGACGAGGAUGGCCUGGGUGUUGAGUGUCUGCGUGGUUCUGGUUUGAUUGCUGGUGCCACCAGCCGUGCGUACAAUGACAUUUUCACCGUCACGCUCGUGACGUGCCGUUCCGUUGGUAUUGGUGCCUACCUCGUCCGCCUGGGUCAGCGUGCUGUCCAAGUUGAGGGCCAGCCCAUCAUCCUGACGGGCGCCCCUGCUCUGAACAACCUCCUCGGUCGCGAGGUAUACACGUCCAACCUGCAGCUCGGUGGUACGCAGAUCAUGUACCGCAACGGUGUUUCGCACAUGGUUGCGCGUGACGAUAUGGAGGGCAUCUCGCGCAUUGUUGAGUGGAUGUCGUUUGUUCCUGACAAGCGCAACAACCCGGUGCCCAUCUCGAUCUCCACAGACUCGUGGGAUCGUGACGUCGUGUACACGCCUCCCCAGAAAGAGGCGUACGACGUGCGCUGGAUGAUUUCCGGCAAACAGGAUGGCGCCGACUUCCAGCCCGGUCUGUUCGACAAGGACUCCUUUGUGGAGACGCUGGGUGGCUGGGCUCGCACGGUGGUCGUUGGUCGUGCUCGCCUCGGCGGCAUCCCCAUGGGUGUUAUCGCGGUCGAGACGCGCGCUGUCGAGAACAUCACCCCUGCUGACCCUGCCAACCCCGACUCGAUCGAGCAGGUGGCCAACGAGGCUGGUGGUGUGUGGUACCCGAACUCUGCCUUCAAGACGGCGCAGGCGAUCAACGACUUCAACUACGGUGAGCAGCUGCCGCUGAUGAUCCUUGCCAACUGGCGUGGUUUCUCAGGCGGUCAGCGCGACAUGUACAACGAAGUCCUCAAGUACGGCAGCUUCAUCGUCGACGCCUUAGUCAAGUACGAACAGCCGAUCUUCGUGUACAUCCCGCCUUUCUGCGAACUUCGUGGCGGUUCAUGGGUGGUUGUGGACCCGACCAUCAACCCGACGGCGAUGGAGAUGUAUGCGGAUCAGGAGGCGCGCGGCGGUGUUCUUGAGCCGGAGGGUAUGAUCGGCAUCAAGUACCGCAAGGACAAGCAGUUGGAGACGAUGGCGCGCCUGGAUCCCACCUACUCGGAUCUGAAGAAGAAGAUUGUGGCGGCGCAGAAGGGCGGUGCGUCGAGCGACGAGGUGGAGAAGAUCAAGGAGAAGCUGAUUGCGCGCGAGCAGCAGCUGCUGCCCAUCUACCAGCAACUGGCCAUCCAGUUUGCGGAUCUGCACGACCGCGCGGGCCGCAUGAAGGCCAAGGGCACGAUCCGGGAGGUGCUUGAGCUGCGCAACGCGCGCCGGUUCUUCUACUGGCGCGUGCGCCGCCGUCUCAACGAGGAGUACAUUCUCCGCAAGAUGGCGAGCAUGACGGCCUCGACAGGCCCGUCACCGGCGACGGCAACCAGCCGCUCCGGCACGGACUUUGCUGCGCAGACGCGUGCGCGCCACCUGACGCUGCUGGAGGCGUGGUCGGCGGUGCCGGAGUUUAAGAAGGCGGACCGCGAGGUGGCGCAGUGGUACGAGGAGAACAAGAAGGUAGUGCAGGAGAAGCUGGAGUCGCUCAAGGCGGACGCGGUGGCGUCGGAGAUCCGCGAGCUGAUCCGCAGCAACAAGAAGGACAAUGCGGCGUGGAAGGGCGUGCGCGAUGUGCUGCGGGUGAUGCCCGUGGUGGACAAGGAGAAGCUGCUCAAGUUCCUGUCGGACUGA